UCUGGUCCUUAGGAUUUGAGUUUAAGACGCAGGGGCUGCUCAAAGAGCGAGAGUCCUUGGUUAGGCCUCGACUGGCCGGCGUCCGCAUCGGUCUUGUAGGGGAGGAGGCAAGUUGGGGGCGGGGCUCACGUGGCCGAAGCCGGUCGUGGAGCCACUCUGCCGAAGCACCGCGUCUUUGGAGCCUGUGGAGGUGUUAAGUGGCAUAUCCUGAGAGAAGAUGGGAAAGGGCUGCAAGGUUGUGGUCUGUGGCUUGUUAUCUGUGGGGAAAACGGCAAUUUUGGAGCAGCUUCUUUAUGGGAAUCAUACUAUUGGAAUGGAAGAUUGUGAAACAAUGGAAGAUGUAUAUAUGGCUUCAGUGGAAACAGAUCGGGGAGUAAAGGAACAGUUACAUCUUUAUGACACCAGAGGUUUACAGGAAGGUGUGGAGCUUCCAAAACAUUAUUUUUCAUUUGCUGAUGGCUUUGUUCUUGUGUACAGUGUGAAUAACCUUGAAUCCUUUCAAAGAGUAGAACUUCUGAAGAAAGAAAUUGAUAAGUUUAAAGACAAAAAGGAGGUGGCAAUUGUCGUAUUGGGAAACAAAAUUGACCUUUCUGAGCAGAGACAAGUGGAUGCUGAGGUGGCACAGCAGUGGGCAAGAAGUGAGAAAGUACGCCUGUGGGAGAUCCCACAGAUAUCCCGUCUACCUAGGUCACAGAAUCACUGUAAUGGAGUCUCCACAAAUGAGGAGCCAGAAAUGGAGAAAAGGAGCCGGCUCAUGCAUGAAGCAGGGGAGUUGCAGGAGGAGGAAGAGAGAGAGAGAGAGAGAGAGAAAAUCUUAAGCAGGAUCCACACUCAGCACAGAGCCUAAUGUAGGGUUCGCUCU
Molecule: messenger RNA, 862 nt
Organism: Mustela lutreola (European mink)
Lineage: Eukaryota; Metazoa; Chordata; Mammalia; Carnivora; Mustelidae
Gene: NKIRAS1
Product: NFKB inhibitor interacting Ras like 1
Exons: 6
Coding region: 218-847 (209 amino acids)
Biological process (GO): canonical NF-kappaB signal transduction
Molecular function (GO): GTPase activity; GTP binding
Source: RefSeq, a predicted model, not a curated record